Molecule: messenger RNA, 1161 nt
Organism: Moneuplotes crassus
Lineage: Eukaryota; Ciliophora; Spirotrichea; Euplotida; Euplotidae
Source: the annotation of a GenBank genome assembly
GUAAAAUUUAUAUCAAGAUGAAAGAGAAAGAGAAAGAAAAAAGUCAUAUUCAAAAAAUUAUUGAUGUCUCCACUCCAAGCCAGGUCUUCUGCCUUGCCAUAACACUGAUAAUAUUGGGUUACAUCCCGAAGUUGAUUCACAGUUGACAUUCCUACACUAGAUUUAGAAGGUUAGAAAAACCAGAAUACACACAUGAAUCACUCGAAGACUUCUGGAUGGUAAUCCCUUGCUCAAUAGUAUUGAGAUCCUUGAAAAUCUUUCUGAACAUGUACACAAGAGACUUCUUUAAAAGAAAACUUGAACAUAAGUAUUCAGGAGAUGAACUUGACAGGAAAAUCAAAAAGUGAGUUAAGGGGGCCUUUAAAGUAACCUUCUUCAGCUUUACCUUCCUUUUUGGACUGUUCAAAGUCUUGAGAAUGACCAACUUUGGUCCCAACAUGAUGCUUGGAGGAGGAGAACUACUAUAUACUUUAGGUGAUUGGCCAUUUAUACCAAUGCCGCCAGCUUUGAAGUUCUACUACAUGCUGUCCUUGAGUUAUUAUGUGGAAGAUGGAAUAGUCCAUAUGUUCAUGCCCCCUAAUUAUGAUUAUUGGGAGAUGAUUCUUCAUCAUGUCAUUAGUGCUAUGCUGAUUUUCUCAUCUUAUAUGAGUGGCUUCUGGUGUAUCGGAAUCUUCGUCCUCAUCCAGAUGGACUUUGAGGACAUUACUGUAGGCAUCAUCAGAGUUGUUAUGGAUUUCGCAUCAAUUCCUAUUUUGGCAGUUCUCUAUGUAAUAUUAAUGUCAGGGUGGUUCUAUUUCAGAUUUGUUUGCUAUACUCUUUGUGUUCUUUGGCCAUUUGCAAUGGGAGCCAGGACCGCAGUAGAUAAUUACCCUGAUGUUGUCACUGUGAUCGCUAUCUUACUAGUGACUCUUUUAGGCCUGAAUAUCUAUUGGUUCGUCCUUCUGCUUAAGAUGGGGCUUACCUUAGUUAAAGGAAAGCCAAAAGAUUUGCAACAUGUUGUUUCAAAGAAAGAAAUGGAAGAAGAAAAUUAGAAUUUGGCAAUUUAAGCUUAACCUUUCAUGAUAAAAAUAGGAAUUUCUUUAAAUUUAAGUUCUAAUUAAGGCUUUUAUUGUGAAGGAAUGCAUUCCCGUUGGUCUCUUUGAGAAAACCUCAUUUUUAAUG